AUGUCUCAGCAAGACGCGCCAGCAUGCGAAGCCUCCAGUAGCCAAGGAGCCGCUGACUCAUCUUCUUCUACUCCCGACGAGUCAACCGCCGCCCUGGGCGCGCGUCUACUACGGACAUGCGUCUUGCUCCAGCAAGAGGUCUGUCAUUUCACCGGCGACCUCACAAUACGCAACGCCCACUACACCCCCCUCGAAAAGUGGCUACGCCAUCUCCGCAAAGAGUACGAGUUUACCGAACGCCUGCGAGAUGAGGCCCGGCAGAUAGAGGCUAUUCUCAAAGAGCGCGAGGAUCUGGAAGCGGCGGACCGCGAGAAGAAGAUCCGCCUGCAGCUCUCGGCGUCCAACAUCCCCGGCUACGUGGCGAAGUGGGACCUGGUCAAGAAGUGCUCCGGCCUCGUGGGCUUCCACUCUACGAUGCAGAUGGUGCCACCGGGUUCCAACGGCAAGCGUUACCCGAAGCGCGACAAGUGUCACGCCAACGACGUCUUCAUCGACGCCAUCGUCGAUGACGGCGCCGAGUGGCUGCGCGUCCUGGGCGUGACCGAGACGCGCCUCGUGUACCAGAUGACGGAGUCGGGAUGGGACUUUGGCGAGGAAACUGUCCAUGAUGACGACAGCAGUGACGACGACGACGACGACGAGAUCAGUGGAGACGAAUGCAUGCCCAUUGUCCAGACGACCAUGAACCUCAUCCUCGCUGCGCGCGCUAACCGCUUCGAAUACGCCUACCCACGAGUCCACCUCGUCCUUCCGCGCAUCACCGAGGGCCGCAACGCCGACAUUGACGUCCUGCUCGCCCGCCUCCGGCGCAUGGGCCUUUGCUACGGCGUCGACCUCGUCCUCGACACCGCCUCGUCCCCCUUCGUCACGAGCACCCCUCCCUCGAUAACGACCAUCUGGGACGACUCCUACGCCCACAUGCUGCCGCAGAAGUACCGCGGCCUCAGCGCCACCGUCAACCUCGACAGCUCCAUCCUCAUCGGCCUGGCCUCCGACAUCUCGCACGGGCACGUCAGCACCGACCCGGCGCGCCACAGCACGCAGAACGCCGAGAUCGACAAGGAGAACGCCGACCCGGGCGGCUUCCUGCAUCUCCUGUACCCGGUGCUGGCCGGGAGGGAGCUCGUCUGCACGCGCGAGGCGGCGCAGACCUUCCGCAAGCUGACGCGCACCAUGGCGACGCCGACGGAGCUCGCGCGCGGCGGGCUGCUGCUCCCACCCGAGGAAUGCACGGUCCGGCCGGAGGAGUUUCUGCCGCACUUCCGGGUGACGUCUGAAUAUCCCGUGCCGGACGACCUCAAGCUCCCCGUGCGCAUAGCGGGGGCCAACUGGGGCACCGCUGAAGUCGAGCAGUGCGUCGCGGAAGGAGCCCUGCCGCGCGUGGCGGUUCCCGUGUUGCGGGAGCUCAGUGAGCCGUCGAGCUCGGUGUUUGCAUACGGCUGGGCGUCGGGCCUGACGACCAUCACGUCCAACCGGACGGCGAGCAACACGAUCAAGCGCCUCGUGGAGCGCAACCGCACAGAUGAAUACGAGAAGGGGCCCAAGGUCUGGGUUUGCAGCAUCGCUAGGAGCCUCAAGUGCACGCCGAAAGAUAAGGAUACGUCGGCAGGAGUAGCAUAG
Thyridium curvatum is the source of this 1620-nucleotide messenger RNA. RefSeq lists its product as uncharacterized. The transcript has a single exon. Lineage: Eukaryota; Fungi; Ascomycota; Sordariomycetes; Thyridiales; Thyridiaceae. Bases 1 to 1620 code for a protein of 539 amino acids. The record is from RefSeq and is a predicted model, not a curated record.